Moneuplotes crassus is the source of this 1324-nucleotide messenger RNA. NCBI's taxonomy places the organism in Eukaryota, Ciliophora, Spirotrichea, Euplotida, Euplotidae. The record is from the annotation of a GenBank genome assembly.
CAAAAUGAAGCGGAACUAUUCUAGCCUGAAGCUUAGAGGUAAUAUGUGAUUUAUUCCAAAAAACAUGGAAGACUCCUUGCAGAUAAACUCAAUAAAGACCCCUAUUGUUCAACAGAAAUCUCCUCCUCCAAAUGUGAGGCUAAAGCCGCUUAAAAGGGCAACCUCAAUGACGAGAUGUCGACUGAAAUUGAACAAGAAAUAGGUUUGAUAAGUCAACACAGAUUUGAAAACCUUCUCUGUUAAAGCCAAAGGAGUUUCAACUUAACUUCAAGGGAAGCAAGUUAAGAACAAAGAUUUCGAUAGAUAAACUUCAGAAACAGCAAAAGACUGACAGAAAAUUGCUUUUUAGCUAUUGAGCUACCCCAAUGCAGAAAGCGCCAGCCAUUGAAUACAGUAUUAGUUCACAGAAAUUGAAAUAAACAGCUAUCUGAUGCCAAAAUUCAAGAUCCCAAAUUGAAAAUGACGCCAAUGAUUAGCAGAAACUCCUUCUUGCCUCAAUCAUUCAGAACAACCUUCUAUAAUGGAAAAAGAAGAGAGAGGAAAGGAAAGCAUGGCUAUAAGCUUCCAAAUUUCAAAACUCACAAAAAUGAAUCUGGCGCUACUAAAAUUCAUGAUUUUGUAAAUCAAUCCUUGGAAAGCUUAAGCAAGCAAUAUAGUCAGGAAGAGUACCCAGGCUCAAUAGAAAAUGAUCCAGAAACACUUAUUUUCUUGGACGAUAAAUAUGAGCUCAUCAACAGACCGAUAAUUGCACGAAAGAGACCCGGAUCUAAAUGUCAUAAUACCAUUCAGACUGAUAAGACUUCUAAGAAAAUUUUGAAGUCAAGUAAGAGCCAGGCGUGUUCAUUAAGCAUCUUAAGGAACAACCAUGAGACUAAACUACAUAAAUAAGGGGUUUUCUCCUUCCAAAAAGUUGGCUAGGAAAAAUAUUGUAAUCCAGACAGAUUUCAAAGCCUCCUCUACUAACUCUCAAAGUGGUAGCAAAGAAGUUGUUCUAAACUUCAUUAACCAAAAGCCUAAUGUAAAUCGUUCAGAUAGCAAAGCAAUGAAGCUAAUGCAGUCGAUGCCUGAAACUGCCAGUACUGCUAGGAAUAAGCCUUUCAUAACCCUCAAAAGGGCGUUGAUUUCAAGACAGAGGAACGAUCUUGGAUUUCUCUCCCGAUUUUAUACCUAUAAUGACAACUGCUAUGAUGAAGGAAAAGCCACAGGUGACCAAAGGGAUGAAAUCAGGACACUUUUCAGUAACAAAUCUCUCAGAAGUGUCAGCUUCAAUAAUCUGUAACUCCCACAUUGCAUAAAUAAAGAAUCUGGUCUUGACCAAAUCUUU